GUGAAAAUCUGUUCUUCUAGGAAAAUCUGUAUUUACAGACGAAAAACACACAGUUUUUCUCCCCGUGCACCGUGUUCUUGAACGUAUAGUUGAAGCCAAUUCCAAUCCAGUAUAUUACCGCUCGCAAGCGGUAGAAAAAUAAGCGUCAUCCAGACAUUCGUAUAGUACAAAGUGUUGACGGAUAGUAUUCGAUAGUGGGCGCAGUUGUACGAAGGCACUGCAUAAAAAAGACCUAAAAAUGGUCCUUCCAAGAGGCGGCGGAGGCCGUGGAGGAUAUCAUUCCCGUGGAGGUAGUUCACGUGGUGGCGGUCGUAGCUCGUAUCAUGGCAGUGGCAGCUACCACAAUUCUAACCAUAACAGCAGCUAUGACAACCGGAACGAUUCGCGAAACAAUCGGUACGGUAGCAGCAGCACCGGCGGUGGCGGCAACACCGGUGGUAGUGGCGGAGGUUACGAUUCACGGAACUCAUCCCGUUAUGAAUCGGAUUCGCGCUACUCGCGGCACGAUGGCCGCAACGAUAGCUACAAGCGAAACAAUUCAUCAAAAUAUGAGGAUAACCGAGAUCGCCGCUCGCCGGAUCGAAAACGUCCUCGUAACGAUCACAACUCGCAGGGAGGAAGUUCGCGGCGGGAGUAUGGUGGUAGCAGCACGGUUGGAGGACGCGGCGGUGGAUCAUCGUCGAAUCGGUACCACGAGGGAGGCAGUUCCGGUUCAGGUUCGUACGAGAAGCGUGGCAGCCACGAUCAUCACUCGUCGACGUCGGGCGGUGGCGCGGGUGAUGGCAACUCGAGCCGGAGCAAGUUCGAGCCGCAUCACCGGAGCAGUAGCAGUGCCAGCCGAAGCCACGGUGGAGGUGAUUCCGGCAGUUCUUACAGGUCGCGCGAUAACAAUUCGUCGAGCAUGGGCCCGCCCCGGUCGGUGGCGAUGCGGACCAGCGGUAGCGGUGGCGGAAGUGGUCGCUCAAUGAUGCGCCCACCGAUGAGCGAAGGCUCACGGAUGAUGGGUGGACGUGGCGGCAGCAGCAGUUCCCACGGCAUGGGAAGCGGUAUCGGCGGAGGAAUCCACCGACGCGGGUCGAUGAGGGGCCGCAUUUCUCACUAUCGUUCCGACGGAAGGCGUGGGAUGCUGAGCUCGCGCAUCAUCGGCGUCAGCAGUCACCAUCGGCGCACCGAUAUGCGGCCGAUGUCGCUCCACAACCGACGCUAUCCGUCGCUGCGUGGCCGGGGAGAAUUGCGUAGUCGCAUCCUUGGUGGAAGAAUCGGAGAGAAACGGAUGCAUGAUAUGACCACCUCAAAAAUGGCCAGCAAGUCCCUCAUUAAACGGGCACUGGCGGCCGCGAAAGAAUUGGGUGACGAUUCGGCUUCCGAGAACGAUGUUGACGACGACGAUGACGACGACGCGGAAGAUGCGGGUGUGGACGAUGAAGCAGGUGAACCGACGCCUAAAAAGCAACGGAAGUCGUUGGUCGAAUCGGCCGAAGCGGAUAUCAAUUCCAAGAAGGAAGACGAUGGGGAUGAUGCGCAAGAGGAAACAAAGAUUAAGCAGGAGAAAACCGAGGAUGACGAUGAUGACAAUACUGGUACCGCAGGGGGCGAAGAACAGGCUCCGGUGAAGAAGAAGGUUCCGAAAAAGGAACCUUCCUCGACAAAAAAAUCGCUGGAUGAGUCCAAGGACGAAGGAAGUGAGAAGAAACGAUCGACAACGAUCACCACCAAGUACCGCUCGUCAUCGUUUAUUAAACUGACUUGUGCCCAUUGUAGUUACAAGUGCGUCACUUUUAAGGAAUAUCAAACUCACCUUUACAGCCGCACGCACAAAGCGAAGAUGCGCCUGCUCGCGGUCAAAUGUCGCGAGCGGCUGAUCGAGAUGCGUUCCGCCCAGCGCAAUGCCCAGAAGGACGAGGACGAAAAGUCCGAAGACGGUGCGGAUGGUGAAGAUGGAACCGGUGGCAAGCAGCGGCCUGGAUUCUGCAUGCUGUGCCGUCUAAACUAUCGCCAGCCGCGCAUCAUCCACCAGCAGUCCGAGGGCCACAAGGAGAUGAAGAACUUCCUCAUGCCGUCCUGCUACGUGUGUCGCAUCAACUUCAAGAGCCCGAUGGCGUACGAAACGCACCGGGCGUCGCUGGAUCACCUGAAGAAUAAGGCUCGCGUCGUGCGAUACGCAUCGGAGUCGAAGGGUGACGAUUCCGGGGACGAGCUGACGGGCGAUAUGGUCGAUCUGGACAGUUUGACCAUCGUUGACGAGGUGGGCAAGGUGGACGAGAUCUGCGAACCGGGCGUGGAAAAGGAAUCGGGUGGUGCAUCUUCGUCGGCGGUGGCAAUCAAGCGUGAGCACGAUAGUGCCGGUGGGCGGGCGACCGGCGGCACGGACGAGGAUGACGAUGAGGACGAUGAUGAAGUCGGCGACGAGGACGAUAUUUCCAUGGUAAUUGGCCAGGAGUACGUGAAGCUGGUGGAGGUACAGUUUUGCGAAUUGUGCAACAUUUACCUGCAUGAACAGGCAAGUAGGGGAUUAGGUCAGGAAGAUACGCUGCGCGACCACUGCAAGAAACCGUUGCAUCUGAGGAACUACAUACGCAUCCGCAACGAGAGGAAGCUGCGCGAGCGGGCAGAACGGAUCCACAAGAAAAAGAUGAAGGGUGACAAGGGAUCCACACACUCCAAGAAGGGUGAUGAAAAAAAAUCAAAGGAAUCUAGCACUGCCAGCGGAGGAGCAGGAACUGUGGAAUCAAAAACGGCUACACCAGCGGCUAACGCUGCCAACAAUGGGACAGCAAGCACCACUUCGACAGCAACGGAAGGAGCUGCAACUGAAAAGAAGCCCGAAUCGAACGAAGCUUCGAAUAAUUCAAAAUCUGGAACCAAUGCCGGAGCCGCCAAAUCAACAACCAAUAUCAAGGAGGAGCCGGCCGUUGGUGGUACCGUUCCGUCUGAUGAAAUCCUCUCCCUGGACGUAAGCAAAGACGCCGAUACGGCCUCCCUCGGUGGGGAUGUCAAUACGGCGCUGAUCGACGACAAGCUGAUGUGGCAAGAGGUGGAUAACGACGAGCUGGGUGAGCUGCUGCGCGACGUUAACGAAGCGGAGGAAGAGGAUGAUGACAAAACAAGUCUCGAGCGGUACGACAAGUUCCGGCACACGGAAAAGAACGGUCUCGAGCAAACCCUCGCGGCCGACGGUGCCGGGGAGGAGGAAGACGAUAGCGUCGACACCAGUGGUGGAGUCAACAAGAACACCGGUCUGGCAAAGUCGGCCACCAACGGUGACGCUGGCGAUGGGGAAACAAACAAGGAAAAAGUUGACGCUGUCUAGGGCGCGUAAAGGGAUUAGGGACAAAAGGAUAGGAAAAGUUAGCUUCUCCCAAGGAGACAACGUAAGAAAGAGGCGCUCAACUCGUAAGUGACUCUACACUUGUUUGCGUUCGCGUGCGUUUAUAAGAUCGACCAUAAUGCACUAGAUUACGGCAAAUUUAGAACUUAACGAAACGUUAGUAAGUUUGGACGUGUUUUUUUCUUUUAUUUUGACUUCAAUGUUUAUCCCAAUUUAAAAACUGAUCAUGAACUUGCUUUUACCCUGUCAAUGAAGGGUAUAGUAUAA
Anopheles coustani is the source of this 3595-nucleotide messenger RNA. RefSeq lists its product as uncharacterized. NCBI's taxonomy places the organism in Eukaryota, Metazoa, Arthropoda, Insecta, Diptera, Culicidae. The transcript has 8 exons. The record is from RefSeq and is a predicted model, not a curated record. The coding region runs from base 239 to 3310 and encodes 1023 amino acids.